Molecule: messenger RNA, 1875 nt
Organism: Trypanosoma grayi
Lineage: Eukaryota; Euglenozoa; Kinetoplastea; Trypanosomatida; Trypanosomatidae
Exons: 1
Coding region: 1-1875 (624 amino acids)
Source: RefSeq, a predicted model, not a curated record
AUGCUGGAGGAGGCGACACCACGCGCGCAACUCCACUUGCAGCGCAUUCUCACCGGCUUGUCGGAUGGCCCAAACGGAGACACUUCAGCAGUGGCGCCGAUGCUGGUGCGAAGCUCCCCACCGCGUCACAUUGUGCCAAAGGGUCGCAUCAACAUGGGGGUGCCACAGAUGAACACUCAAUCACACCGCGUAGACACGCGUGACCGAGCUUCCACGGGGAUUUCAGCUGCGCAUAGUAGCAGCGGUAGCCGUGUUGCAAUGGCCAGGGGGUAUUCGACAUCGCCGCAGUACAAAACCGCUGCGACCUCUCCUCGGGCGAAGGCCUCCCGUGCGUUAGUUGAUAUGCUAGAUUACUCACAGGAUUCAGAUCUGCGACGUCAUUCGCCCUCUCACGAAAUAAGCCCUCAAAGCGUCGCCCAACGACCGCGACGCAUUGUUGGGGUCCCCAGAGGAAAGCUCUCUGUGUUCCAGGACUUCUCAACGAAGGGGACUGAGGCCGAAGAUGCGGCGACACCCGUGCGGUUUUGCGGCUCCACAUUUGACUCAAGGCGUUUGCUGCAGCAGAUUGGAGAAGAAGAGAGAAUCCGACGGCACUUCAUUGAGGAAGUAGCCGCCUCACAUAUUGAAGGGAUGCGGCAAGCCAAGUGCUAUGGAGAAGUCUUGCUUAGACUACUUAAGGAUGCAGCAACCACCCUGACACAAGUCUCUCGGUUUGUACGCACCCCCGCUGAGGAAGUUGUACGGAACCCAGAAUGGCACCUGACGCGUGUCAGAGAUGUCACACAGCAGGAAGCCCCUAUGAACGUGAAGGAUAUGUUAUUUUGCCUGCAGCGCAUACCGGCAACCAUGGCUGCCAACUACGAGCGCCUCAUGUCGGCUGCUCACGGGGUCAGCGAAGUGGAGGAGCCAAUGCCUAUGCUCUCCAUACCUCAGCCGCACCCACCACAGCACUACUUGCAGCAACAACAACAUCAAAACUUGGCAUCUCAUGAAGCAAAUUUGUAUGUCCGCCGACCAUCCUCUCUAUUCUCUUGGUGUGGGGGUAUGCAACCGGUUGUGUCUCGUCCGUGCCAAUCGCUCAGUGGGCCCAUGAGUCCCCAUGGGCCGGGUAUACUUAAUGGGAGUUUUGAGAGUGUCGAUGAAAUGCCUUCCACCUCAACGUUUAUGGCCAACAUGGUAACACGUCACACGGAGCGUGAAGUGGAUGCGGCGUGGGCAGUGGAGGACCUCCAAGAAGAAACUGUCUACUGGCAGGAGGAGGCUCUUCGAGCCAUGUCGGAGGCGGAGAGGUAUCUGCAAAUGGCGUACACAGUACUCGGCUGGCCCCUGUCAGGUCCCCAAAAUGGGGGUGGCGAAUUGGGGCCACGAAGGAUGUCUGUAACUGCGAUGGGGUCGCCUUCGCAGAGGCUAGCCGUGCACUGCGCCUUUGUAGAGUUACUUCAAAAGAUGGAGGAAGGUGGGCGAAGCAAAAUCGAGGCACAAGAAACGCAGGGGUGGUUGGAGCUUCGCUCGAGUAUAUGGAAUACACAUUGUGUAUGCAAUUGCUCAGGUACAAAUGGCGAUGCCGAAGAGGGUUAUCAGCAGCUGGAGAAGGAGAACAAGGAAGAGAAAGCAAGGAAAGGGGACAACAACGGUUGUGUCCAGUCUUCUGAUCGAGUGGGUAACGCUUCACGCCUCUUCAAGCAUUGCUGGACAAAGGGGGUCGCCGAGUCUACCCCAUCAAAGGACAAUUGUGCUGUGUCCGACAGCGAUGAUGAUGACGAGCUCCCGGAGACGGCGCUUCGGCGUCUGCGCCUUGCGCAGCAUCGCAUCGAGGAGUUGGAGGCAGCAAACUCAUCCCUCCGUGCUUCACUGUUGGAAAGAAUCUCGUCAUGA